CACUCAUCGCAUUGCCUCCAUCAUCUUCAAGGGGUCUAGACUCAGCCCCAUACUUGAGGAGCCCCGAACCCAACAACCGACACAUUCCAAUCAACAUUCCUUCCAACCACCACGAUACAUAAGACAACAUCCCCCCCGCGUUCUUGACUUCUCCAACCACCUCACAUCCACCCCAGCACUCCAGCAUAAUGCAUUUCCAAUCCCUAACCACCGCUCUCCUUCUCCCCCUCCUCCUCACCAGCACACACGCAACACCCACCACACCGUCCACAAACCCUGACGAAUUCGCCCAACUCAACUGCCCCAACACCACCACCCCAACCGCGACACCCGCCGAGCAACUCGCCGCGUGGGCCGACUUCACCAAUCUGAUGUACACCGAACACCGCCUCAGCGAAGCCCUCACGCACUACGUCGCAGGGAAAUACAUCAAUCACUCGCCACUCGUGUCCGGCACGGGUGUCGGCGCGACGGCAGCGGAGCUGACGAAUCUCGUGCCGGACGUCACCUCGCAGCUGCAGCGGGCGUUCGUCGGGUGGGAUGUGGCGGGCAAUGCCUUUGGGGUGGCGCAUACGCGGGUGAUUCCAAACUCGAAGGACAACGAUACGAAGGGAGGGGAGUCGGCGCUUGUGGAUAUUAUUCGGAUGAUCGGGACGUGUAUGGUCGAGCAUUGGGAUGUAGAGCAAGAGGUUGGCUCGGCGGGGGCGGGGGGGAAUCCGAUUGCUUUCUUCUAGAGGUGUUAAUUCGGAGGUGUUACGAGGUAGAUGAGUUGGGGGUGGAUGGGGAGGUGUUUGGGGUUGAGGUUGAUGCUAUAUGUUGGGUUGGGUGUCUUGCUG
Molecule: messenger RNA, 836 nt
Organism: Aspergillus uvarum CBS 121591
Lineage: Eukaryota; Fungi; Ascomycota; Eurotiomycetes; Eurotiales; Aspergillaceae
Exons: 1
Coding region: 189-734 (181 amino acids)
Source: RefSeq, a predicted model, not a curated record